Molecule: messenger RNA, 1122 nt
Organism: Ceraceosorus bombacis
Lineage: Eukaryota; Fungi; Basidiomycota; Exobasidiomycetes; Ceraceosorales; Ceraceosoraceae
Source: the annotation of a GenBank genome assembly
AUGGGCAGGAACAGAAAGCUCCGAGCUCGGCGUGGCUCCUCGUCCGGGUCCGAGAACAGGCAAGAUCAGCCCAGAACUCGAAGUCCGACAUCAUGCUCGGAUGAUGGCGAAUAUGGUGACGCACAACAGGAACCCCAAGCGUUCGCAUACGCACGUCAAAAAGGGCCCUUGCCAGCUAGUGACACAAAGCAUCUGGAUCUGCUUCCCUACCCUUUGCCCGCAUUGGACGUCACGUUACUCUUGAAGCAGCGUUCUGCCGCGUCUACGGAAUAUGAAGCCUCCACUGGAACGACGCUUUGGCUCUCCAGUCAGAUCUUGGUCUGCUACUUGAUCGCCAACAAAGUCAAGCUUGCGCGCUCCAACCGCCGCGAAAGUCGAGAUGCGCCGAGAGCCAUCGAGCUGGGUAGUGGAACGGGAAUGCUGGCUCUCGUCUUGACUCGGCUCGGCUUCGAAACGCUCGCAACGGACAUCGAGCCAGCUUUAUGUCAAGUGCUCCGUCCGAAUCUCUCUGACAAUGCCGAGGCUUUGGCGCUUGCUGCUGCAGCAGCAAACCCAAAGGGAGACGGCAAUGCCUUCAUGACGCCUCGGAGCGCCUGCCUCGACUGGACGGAAUGUCCCGCUACUUCUGAUGCAGGUACCGCCAAGGCCGAGCGCUCCCACAGCACCCGCCAUGACGUCGCCCAGCUCUGCGCAGCGCGAUGGGCUGCUCAGCUCUGCAAGGAUGCGCAGGUGCCGCCACCGUGGUCGCUGAUCCUUUCGACCGAUACCUUGUACCAUCCGCCGCUGAUUGCGCCGUUCUGGUCGACCGUGAAAGCACUCGUGCUGGCUUCUCGUGCGGCAGCGCACCACAAUGUCGAUAGCCACGACCCGUCAGCACCUCGCCCAGGUGCUGCUGCUGCUGACAAACAGAGCAAGGGAUGCGAUCCCGUCGUUCUGAUUGCUCUAGAGCGCCGAGACAGCUCAUUGAUCGAUGAAGCGCUUCAAGUCGGCAGGCAUCACGGCUUCGAUCUCAAACAAGUCUCGCAGAGGACUUUGAGAAAGGCUGUGGAUGCCCACCUCGGCGCACAUUGGGAGAGGGGAGCGUGGGAAGGAGUCGAAGUCUGGAGUUGCGUGCUUCAAUAA